CGACAGACAGACAGGGUAGGCCGGAAAGAUAUAUCACAGGACAGAGUGAGCAAACAAGACGUAAAAGGCACAGAGAAUCUCAGGAGUGCCUUCUCGACGACGUCUCCAGGCGCGAAUCCCGAAAGCACGCUUCCCCAGCAUAAAUAACUCGCUCUCCCCCAUCAUCCGCUCUCACCAUCAUGGCAACGGUCGAACAAGCACAAGCGUACCACCGCGAGCACCCUGACGGUCAUGGUCCGGCCCCUGGAGAGACUGCAGAACAACAUGCCGCUCAUGCCUACUUCCAGCCCAUACGCCACUGGGGGCUGGGCCGCAAACAAGAAGCCGUUCUCUUCUACUGCUUCACAAUCCCGUCUUGGAUCUUCUGCAUCGUAUCUGCAGCUCUGGGAAGUUAUGACAAGACUUUCUCGCACUCUUUCAUUGCCUGCGCGACUAUAUGGCUGGUGCUAUGGGCUACGGCUUGGCUGCAGACUGCGGUUCUGAUGGCGCAGAGGGCGAGUUGGGUGAGAGACGAGGCGAAUCUGAAGGAUCGAAAACAGUAUUUGUAUCUCUCUGUCAGGCUACAGAGGUUGAUGAUUGUCACCGCGAUUAUUUGUUUACCCACGUUCAUUCAAGCAUAUGUUCAGCGGGACAGCUACGACGAUCUGGCAUACUGGCUCGUGUUCUUGUUGUUCUUCAUCUUCAACACUGUGGGGUGCGUGAUGAAUGCUUACAACAAUAUCACUUGGGAGAGUGAUCGGUUGCACUAUGAGGAGGGAGAGCCACCGAUGAAGCACACGAAGUUGGCCAUUCUUGGUAUUCCUUCUUGAAGAGGUGCUUUUCAAUGUCUGGAUUUGAGCGCGACAGCAUAGCGGCACAUGCAUUAUAAUGGAGAUACACUGUACUUCUACUUCACAAUUUCGUCGGACGAUACUUCGUUAAAGAGCGGCUACCAUUUAUCUUUACGAUACGAUAUCUCGC
Messenger RNA from Sphaerulina musiva SO2202, 960 nucleotides. RefSeq lists its product as uncharacterized. The record is from RefSeq and is a predicted model, not a curated record. The transcript has 2 exons. The coding region runs from base 180 to 809 and encodes 209 amino acids. NCBI's taxonomy places the organism in Eukaryota, Fungi, Ascomycota, Dothideomycetes, Mycosphaerellales, Mycosphaerellaceae.